CAGUUGAUUACAGCAUGUUGAUAAACUCAAACUCUGCCUCCAUGGACUCCCAGAAUCCUUUGCGGGACUGGACCUCUUUCCUGUGAGGACGUAACGAGCAGCAUCUCAAGCAUCCCUCUGACCGCUUACUGAAGCCGACAACCAUGGCCGAUGUUAUGGAGGAGAAGAUUAAAAACUACAGGACGGCUCCCUUUGACGCCAGAUUCCCCAACACAAACCAGACCCGCAACUGCUUCCAGAACUACCUGGAUUUUCACCGAUGCAACAAGGCCCUGUCAGCCAAAGGCCAGGAUGUGUCUCCCUGUCAGUGGUACCAGAGGGUUUAUAAGAGCCUCUGUCCAAUGGGCUGGGUGGCUAAAUGGGACGACCAGAUAGAAAAUGGAAGUUUUCCUGGAAAGAUCUGAAGUCAGAAGCUCCUUUCCGGUCGUAAUGUUGUUACUCCAAACCCGUACCUCUGUAGUAUGGCUGAAGACAUCUCCAUCACAUCCGUCACUUUGUCAUCAGUGUGACCAAUUUAAACUGUAAACACGCACAGCUGUUACCAUGUGACGGUUUAGUUUUUCUCCCUUUAUAAUCUAUAGAUUAAGUCACAUUGUUACAAAGUUUGAGAAAUGUGUUUAGUUGUAGCUUUUUGCCAGGCACAGUAAACAACAUUUUCAGCAUGUGUCGGUUCUGGUGGAAAUGUUACAAAUUUCUUUCCCUUUGUCGUUGUUACUUUAACCCAGAUUGCUAAAUAUUUCAUCACAGAAUCAGAUAAAAUCAUCUGGGAACUCACAGUUCAUUACUGAAAGGACUACCUCGGACAUUGUGUUCACAUGUGUAGUUUGGUCAGAUUCAGAUUUCAUUGAGUUUAAAACAUUUGUAAAAUAAAAAUAAAUGUUUCAACUCCUA
Messenger RNA from Poeciliopsis prolifica (blackstripe livebearer), 891 nucleotides. RefSeq names its product cytochrome c oxidase subunit 6B1. Gene Ontology annotation, cellular component: mitochondrion; respiratory chain complex IV. NCBI's taxonomy places the organism in Eukaryota, Metazoa, Chordata, Actinopteri, Cyprinodontiformes, Poeciliidae. The transcript is spliced from 4 exons. The coding region runs from base 144 to 404 and encodes 86 amino acids. The record is from RefSeq and is a predicted model, not a curated record.